This is a messenger RNA of Paramisgurnus dabryanus, 7232 nucleotides long. RefSeq names its product fibronectin leucine rich transmembrane protein 2 (gene flrt2). NCBI's taxonomy places the organism in Eukaryota, Metazoa, Chordata, Actinopteri, Cypriniformes, Cobitidae. Gene Ontology annotation, molecular function: protein binding. The record is from RefSeq and is a predicted model, not a curated record.
UGCAAACCAGAGACAGGGAGAAAGAGUGUGAGUGAAAAGCGAGAGAGAGAGAGAGAGAGAGAGAGAGAGACGGUAUGCAGGAAACGGAGUAGGCUAUACCAGCGCAUUUUUCUCUGUAAACAUCUCCCGGAGAUAGGCUAUAUUAGUGUGAAGUCUUGUUUUGAAGUGUGGUGGUGUGAUACUGUACAUUGUGACGUGGAUGUAUAUUUUUUUUACAUUUUUGGCGAGUUUACCGUUUUGGGUGACGACUGCUGAAAAAGUGGAUGAUGUAAAUUAGAUUUUUCUAUAAGUUAAAGGUCUUGUUGAUGGUUUCAUGAAAACGGGAUCAGAGGGAGCCGCGGAAAAGUACUGACUCGCGGACAUCGAGUUCCCCAGACGGGAGUCAGUAUGCUGUCAGACGGAGCUGCGGGUAGAGAGGGUCUGGGAAGCGAUUUCUUAACGCACUAUGUUUUGGGAAUGGCGCUGGAUCUUUUUGUACCACGCGCAUGAAGAAAGGUGCAAUUGUUCAAUGUGCUUUAAGAAUUUAGCUGUAUCUCGGAUAAGGAUAAAAUCAUGUUUGAUAAGGUCCCUGGACCCAAAUGUCACAUCUUCCGGGAGCAGCUUGGGCUGGUGCCCAUCAGCACUUGACAGCAGGCUGGGAUGUGGCCAGUGUGACUCCAUGCUCCAGCGCACCCUCAGUCACACCCUGCUUGGGCCCUGCACUGAACGAAAGGAGUUCUGGAAUGAUUUGAUAUUUCAGCACCGAUGGCUUAAGUGAGAGAAGCCUGCACUUUAAUGAGACCACCUCUCCAGACAAAGACUAGAAAUUGUCAAGGAUUACACAGUAGUAUUUUACAGGACUUAUUUUUUCCUGGAUUUAUUUUUUAUUCCCUCAGAUUUUGUCAUUUCGUUCUCCUCCCUUUUUUUCAUUAUGGAGUUUCAAGCUGGAUUUUGGAAUAACGAUUGGACUUCAUUUCUUCGCUUUUGGUUGACUGUGUUAUUAAGCUUGCACGUGCAGUUCAGUCCUAUCUCAUCCUGUCCCGAAGAGUGCCGUUGUGAUAAAACAUUUGUUUACUGUAAUGAGAGGAGCCUGACGUCUGUGCCUCUUGGGGUACAAGAGGGAUAUAAGACCCUCUUCCUACACAACAAUCAGAUCAACAAUGCCGGUUUUCCAUUGGAGUUACACAAUGUUGGCUCUGUGGUGACUGUUUACCUAUAUGGAAACCAGCUGGAUGAAUUUCCCCUCAACCUUCCCAAGAAUGUUCAAGUGCUUCACCUGCAGGAAAACAACAUUCAGACUAUCUCCAGGGCAGCACUUGCUCAGUUAGCCAUGCUAGAUGAACUCCACCUGGAUGACAACUCCAUCUCCACUGUAGGGGUAGAGGAGGGGGCUUUCAGGGAAGCUGUCAGCCUCAAGCUACUUUUCCUCACUAAAAACCAUCUGAGCAGCAUUCCUGUUGGAUUACCGGCAGAUCUUAAAGAGCUGCGAUUGGAUGAAAAUCGCAUUGCUUACAUCGAUGAGGAUGCAUUUCAAAAUGUGACCACUCUACAGCGACUGUUGCUGGAUGGGAAUAUGUUAGAGGAUGAGGCUAUUGCUCCUGGGACCUUCCAGGGUCUGCUAAACCUCAAAGAGCUGUCCCUAGCACGCAAUUCACUCACCACUCCGCCAUCAUUGCUCCCUGGUGCGUCUCUGACCAAACUCAAUUUGCAGGAAAAUCAAAUUGACAAUAUUGAUGUGAAAGCCUUCUCCGGCCUUAAUAAACUGGAGAGGUUAGAUAUCUCCAACAAUCGUCUUCAGUUUCUUCCACCAGGUGUCUUUGAUGGCUUAAGAAACCUGAGGCACCUCAAUGUGAGAAACAAUCUCUGGCGCUGUGAUUGCAACAUUAAGUGGGUCAUUGCUUGGCUGAGGUCUCUGCCGUCUGCAAUAAAUGUCCGUGGGUUCAUAUGCCACAGUCCGGAGAGGGUGCGUGGAAUGGUGAUUCGAGAACUUACCUUAGAUGCGAUUGACUGCCCAGCGGGCACAGUGUUGCAUCCUUGGCCCACCCAUUUAUAUCCAUCUACAUUGCCACCACGCAAGACCAAAAUUAUCACCACCUCUAGAACUGCCCACUUCACUACCAUUUCAUCCACUGCUUUUUACCCCUCCUCAGCCAAUCCCACACCCCCAGUGCCACAUUUACCUCCCGGGCCCCUACCUCCUUAUGAAGACCCCUUAAAAAUGUCCUUCAAUGUUGUCAACUCUACCCAUAUUGAUGUGAGCUGGGAAUCUUACUUUACUGUGACAGCCUACAAAGUGACAUGGGUGAAGAUGGCGCAGACUUUAAUGAGUGAUAUCACUCGUGAAACAACCGUCCCGGGAUAUCAGAGGCGGCUCAGUCUGACAAACCUGGAGCCUCAAUCUUUGUAUCGCAUUUGUGUGUAUGUCCUGGAUACUCUUAACACUUACAGACCAGGGGAGGAUACGAUCUGUUCUGAGGCUAAGACAAAAUCCACAUCUGCAUAUUCUGAAACAGAGCAGGCUGCACAGCAAGACAACACCUCAACGCUCCUAUUGGCCGGAGUGAUAGGUGGGGCCGUGUUGGUGGUCUUAGUGACACUUCUGAGUUUGUUCUGCUGGAACAUGCACAAAAAAAGCAGGUUAUCGUCGUCAUCCAAAUGGAAAUAUAAUCAUGGCAGGAGAAAAGACGACUACUGUGAGGCCGGCACUAAAAAGGAUAACUCCAUCCUGGAAAUGACUGAAACGAGCUUUCAGAUAGUGUCUUUAAAUAACGAGCAGCUUUUAAAGGGGGACUUCAGAAUUCAGCCCAUCUACACACCUAAUGGAGGAAUUGGCCUUAGAGACUGUCACAUUAGUAACAAUAGCAUUGCUUACUGUAAGAGCAGCAAUGUUCCCAGUGUAGACUUCUGCCACACAUGAUGCUUUUAUACGUAUGCAGUCAAUAUACUGUACUGUACAAUACACACACACAUAUAUAUAUAUAUAUAUAAAUAUAUUUCCAGGUGCAGUCAACAUGGUAAUUUAUAUUAUGGAAAAAUAUGUGGAAUUCUGUUAUAUUUUUUAUUCUUCGUAAAUAUGAAAUGGUUUUAUAAUACGGAGGCUCAGACGGUUUGGCUUAAGGAUGCCAUAGUUGUUUUGUAUAAUCUGAGCUUGUCAGCUACCUGCUGCAGACACAGUCCACAAAUUCGCCUCUUGACCACUUUUUGAUCAUGAAAAACCAAAACAUGCCCAUUUUUCACACAACAGUAGUAUAGAUAAUACAGUGGACAGGAAACCUAAACACUGCUGAUUAAGCUGCAGCUAAAAAAUGAGCUGAGAUUCUCGUCGUCUUAUUUCCAAUUGAAGUGCACUUUCUUAAUGGAACAGAGAGCGUAAGCAGUCAUUCAGGAAAUGAGCUUUUGUAAAAAUCACAUUGCAGAGGAAAAAGACCACUGAUUAACAUCUUGGAGUUCGCAAAGGAGGCCAACAGUACAUGUGGUAGGGAAAUAACUAAAAGGAAUUAUGUGCAAGCAUUUUCCAAAUCAUGUUUCAUUUGUCCACCAGGGGGAAGCAUGUUUCAGUGCAUACAGAGGAGAGCAACUUAUUAGACAGAAAACACUGUCUAGCCUUUUCUCUUUGGUUGGAGACUUGUUGUCUUAUAACUCUUUGGUAAUAGGGAUAUUCAAAGUAAUAUUCAAAUGGACCUCUUUAGACAUACUGUGUUUUUUGUAAUGAUGAAACAUAAAGCAGACAACAAAAAUGACAACUUACCGUCUUUAUCAUUUGUUUCUGUGAAUUAUACAUUUUGUGCAUUUGGCAGGCUUUGUAUCUGAAACAACGUAAAGUAUUUGUGUUCCCGGGGAACUGAACCAACAAUUUUGACGUUGCCAUACCUACAUGUGUGAUGUGAGCUUGUUACAUAAAGCCCACUUUGAAUCCCUUUGCUUUCAAAUGAAUCUUAUUAUGAGCGUUUAACAGCAACAUAAUGGACAUCAAUUAUCUAGCCUUCCCUUUAUUGAUCAAGACCCAUUUUUAAUCAUGUAUCACAUCAGGUGGGACGAUGGAUAGACAUUAAACAAAAACCUUUUUCAGAGAGAAAAAAAACAGAACUCUUUGUAAGAGUUUCAAAUCUCUGCGUGAGUGCAAUUAGGACUGUUUUUUUAUCGGCCCACCGGUUAUCCAGGACAGAGAGCCAAGUUUGGAAUGCAGGCUUGCUGUGGAGUAUUUAUCAUGUGCUCUUAUUCAUAGACUUCUUGCUUUGAUUUUGUGGACAGAGUACAGAAUCCCUGCUGCAUAAUCCCUGGUCCAAAAAAAAGAGAAGAAUGCAAGGGUUAUUUUCGCUUGGCAGAACUAUUCAUGGUUGGGGAGGAGUUUAUAGCUUUGAUGAGUUUUAAUCAACAUGAUCUCAUGGAAAGUCGUGUUAUAGUCACGAAAAAUGUAAUUAAUUUAUUUGUGACCAUGGCACAAAAUUCUGCUUUUUCGUGCUUUGAGCAUGAAUGUCUUUUUUUGUGUCACUCAGCACGAAUUUCUAUAAAUAGUUUUUCGUGGCACAACUUUCUUUUCGUGUCAUUUUAUGUAUUGUUUAUUAUUUAUAAAUCAUUGUCAGAUUUGGGGUAUGGUUUAGGAUGUACUUUUAUGUAUUGGUUUCUACAUGUUAUUCUUCCGCUUUUAAAACUAUUCUCAUCUGAAGUUGGGGUUUGGGUUUUAUGUCUAAAAAUGUAACAGAAAGUGAUUCUAACCCCAACCGAUAAUGGUAAAAAAAUAGGAAAAAACUAUGAGAAAACAAUACAUGAAAUUCCACGAAAAAGAAAGUCAUGCCAUGGACACGAAAAACUAUUUAUAGAAAUUUGUGCAAGAGACACGAAGAAAGCUGAAUUUUGUGCCAUGGACACGAAUAAAUGAAUAAAAUUUUCCGUGACUAUAACACGACUUUCCGUGAGACCAGUCUGGUUUUAAUUGAUGGAGUUAACCCUUCAUCGCCCUCUAGUGUGCCACCAAGUUCAGAUUACAUCGCUGGAUACCUGUUUACAUCUAAAUUUCUUUUGGCAUUACCCUAACAAACAAUGCUUGAUAUCUGUAACUAAUAUGUCUGCAUUUACAUAGUAUUUCAGUAUGCUUGCAGUUUGCAUAGACUAUAAACAUACAUGCUUUCUCAGUAGCACAUGCAAAAUUAUCUCUGAAAGAAAAAAGGGCUACUGCACUUCUGUGGUCAGGAAAGUUUUCAGCAUCCAGUAAGCCAACCACUGCGUCUCCGAUUCCCUUGAAAUCUGGGAACAUUCUUAUCUAAAAGGCCUUUUAAAUGAUGUGUACUUCAUUAACUAUUUAAUUCAAAUAAUCUGGCCAACGAUAAUGCCACCGCACAGUCUGAAGUCCAGUGUGGCUGUUAGGCUUGGGUUCCCUGUGGUAGAAGAGACUCAAAUAAGUAGCUGUGAAUUAAAACCGAUUGAAAGAGAAAUCUGCACCAAGCGUCCCUCUUUAUAAUUUCCAGUGGGAUGUAUUUGUACCACUGAGCCAGUUUAGAGUGGGUUUUGGUGGGUCAUUAAUAAAACCAGAAAUGUUUUACUAAAAUGUAAUCAUUUUAUCUCUUCCCAUGGGGCCUGUUCGCACCAAGGACAAUAACUGUAGCUGUACAUUUUUAAAUAUUUUAAUUUACAACAAUUAACAAUAUUAUAGAGAAACAAUAUUAUUGGUAUCAGUUACAGAGCGAUUCCACCUGAUGAAUGUUUAAACAUUGACUGCCAAUCAGAAUGCAUUUGAGUUUAAAGGGCUCGUGCAUUUUUCAUGGGCAGCAACGUAACCGUUGGUGUGUAUGCUAAUAUAGUUAUCCUAGUUACUGUUCUUGGUGUUAACCGUCCUUUACUUUUACCUAGCAGUACUGUAUGACUUAUUGUGGGUAAUUUAAAGGACUUGACAUCAUUUAAACAGAGGUCUCAGACAGAUUUUCAAGCAACAAUUGAACAGAAAGCACAUUUGCCUGAAAGACAUCAAUAGAUGUCAUUUCUAACAAGUCAAGGUUUGUCCUCCAGACAAGAAUGGCACGUUGUGAUUCAUUGUGACUAACUGCACAGCUCGUGUGGCAUACAUUGUUCUUUAUUUUCUAUGGAUGAGCUGAAACCACAGUAGUGGUGAGAUGAAUGUAUUACACAAAAGAGAUUGUGAGCAGUGGUUCCUGCCCUUACUCAUACUCAAUAGUCAGUCCAUCUCUUGAAAGAAGCACAUUGAUUUAGCUUGGGAUAAUUAGUCUGAAUGACCAUGAGGUUGGUGGAACAAAGCACUACAACAAAUUUGGCUGAAUAUGUCUUAGAUCUGUGUGUGUCCCAUUCAUAGUUUUUGUAAGAAUAUAUUUUUUUUCAUUAUGUUUUUCAUUACUUUUGGUUUUUCAUUACUUUUGAUAGAUACAUCUGUAAUUGGACCUUAUUAAAAACAGGCCUAAGAAAAUUGGUUGACAGUGGUGUGACAGUAUCAAAGUUUAGCUGAUUUUAACAAAUGUGGCCCUGCUGGGAAAAGAAAACCCUUCUAAAAUCUAUGUUUUUUUGUGUGUGAUUUACUGUUUUCUACAUAAAAUCAUCCUACAACAUGUAAUGAACAUUCUGAAAUAUAAUCUUGAUGCACUCUUAACAAAAAUGCUGGGUUAUUUCCAGCGUUGGGUCAGAAAGAGAUGAGCCCAGCAGCCGGGUUGAAAUUAACCCAGAAAAUGUUUAUAUUUGACCCAACAAUGGGUUAAAACCAUCAAGCAUUUUUUUAGAGUGUAUCAUCUUAAAUAUUGACUCAGAAAAUUAUCAAAAAUUGAAAUUAAUGGUUAAAAUAAAACUUUGAUAUUCGUAAUCUCAUAGUUAGAUUAUGAGACUUUAGUCUGGAACAGAUGAGUGGUGAGGUGAGUGACGGUUCAUUGUGAUAGUAACCUGAAAGCCAUGUUAUGUUGAAUAACUGAGCCAGAAAAAAACAUGUUUUUUAGUAUUCUACAUCUGUUGUUUUUUUGUUAAGUUUUUUAAAAAAAGGGUCAGAUUUAAAACAAAACAGUCUCAUGUUAAAAGGUAUUGUGGGUAAGAUGGGUUUUGAAAUUAGAAUUCAUUGGGAACCAAAGUAACUUUUAAUUAUUAUGUACAUUUCUUUUAUUUUCUUUUGUUUGUUUCCACUACUAUACUGUUGCUGUUGUCUCAUGUAUGUGCCUUGAAAUAAACUUACAAUGUAAAGUCCUUGAAACCUUUAAAUGUUUUUGCACAAGUUGUAAAUAGAGAAACUGAGCUUUUUUAAAUAAACAAGCCAUCUGAAAUAA